Messenger RNA from Pogoniulus pusillus (Red-fronted tinkerbird), 1697 nucleotides. It is a transcript of the gene CHPT1, whose product is annotated as choline phosphotransferase 1. Gene Ontology annotation, cellular component: Golgi apparatus; endoplasmic reticulum membrane. Gene Ontology annotation, biological process: phospholipid biosynthetic process. The record is from RefSeq and is a predicted model, not a curated record. Gene Ontology annotation, molecular function: diacylglycerol cholinephosphotransferase activity. The coding region runs from base 388 to 1578 and encodes 396 amino acids. The transcript has 9 exons. Lineage: Eukaryota; Metazoa; Chordata; Aves; Piciformes; Lybiidae.
GAAAUGGCAGCAGGCAGGACGGGCCCUCCUGAGGCGCAUCCUCUCGACGACUGUGGGCUUCCCCCUGCCGCCCAGGGAUCCCAGCCCUUCAUAGCAAGGCCGGGCUGGCGGAUCAGCCACAGCCAACACCACCCGCCCUGAAACGGGGCUCCCAAAGGCGGAAUCGGCGCACACAGGGUGAAGGAACGCACAGCUGCCCAAGGACCAGGACGCCCACCCUGCGUUAGCUACCGCGGGGCGCUGCUCAGUUCCAGUGAAGCCGCCCCUGGGCGUCGGCCUCUUCCGCCUCUUGCUGCUGCCCUCAACUCAGCCCCGCCCCGAACGGCGGCGGUCUGACCCCGGGUCCCAUCGGUCCGCGGCGAGCGACAGCCCCCGCGGCGGGGCGGCAUGGCCGUGCCCUGGGCUUUGCCCGCGCCCCUCAGCCCAGCGCAGCUCAAGCGCCUGGAGCAGCAUCGCUACAGCGCGGCUGGGCGCUCGCUGUUGGAGCCGUGGUUGCAGCCCUACUGGGCCUGGCUGGUGGAGCAAGUCCCUCUGGGACUGGCCCCCAACGCCAUCACCCUGAGCGGCCUCCUGCUGAACUGCUUGACGGCGCUGCCGCUCAUCGCCUGCUGCCCCAGCGCCACCGAGCAGGCACCUUUUUGGGCAUACAUCCUGGGUGCAUUAGGACUUUUUAUCUACCAGUCUCUGGAUGCCAUUGAUGGGAAGCAAGCCAGAAGAACAAACAGUAGUUCUCCUCUAGGAGAACUCUUUGAUCAUGGUUGCGACUCGAUUUCCACAGUUUUUGUUGUCCUUGGAUCCUGCAUAGCAAUCCGACUAGGAACAAAUCCUGACUGGUUGUUUUUCUGUUGUUUUGUGGGACUGUUCAUGUUCUAUUCUGCUCACUGGCAGACAUAUGUAUCAGGCAUACUAAGGUUUGGAAAAAUUGAUGUAACUGAAGUUCAGAUAGCCAUAACAAUGCUGCUCUUGAUAUCUGCAUAUGGUGGAACAGCAGUAUGGGACUAUAAGGUUCCUUUGGUGGGCUUAGAACUGAAGUUCUUGGCAGUUUUUGGCAUACUGUGUGGAACAGCACUUUCUUUUUUCAAUUACUUCCGUGUUAUCUUUGGUGGAGGGGUUGGAAAGAAUGGAUCUACAAUAGCAGGAACAAGUGUUCUCUCACCAGCCCUGCACAUUGGACUACUUAUUACAUUGGCAGUUGUGAUAUACAAAAAGUCUACAACUCAGCUGUUUGAAAAACAUUCUUGCCUGUAUGUCCUGACAUUUGGAUUUGUGAAUGCUAAAAUCUCACAGAAGUUGGUGGUGGCUCACAUGACAAAAAGUGAAAUCUGUCUUCAGGAGACUGCAUUUAUUGGGCCAGGACUUCUGUUUUUGGACCAAUAUUUCAACAGUUUCAUUGAUGAAUACAUUGUUCUGUGGAUAGCAUUGUUCAUAUCCUUGAUUGAUAUGCUGAGAUAUGCUACUGGUGUAUGCCUGCAGAUUGCUGCUCAUCUUCAUAUACAUGUCUUCAGAAUUUCAUCUCAUCAAGCUCCUGAACAGGUACAAGUUGUUUCUCCAAUGAGCCAUCAGAAUAACAUGGACUGAAGAGACUUGCGAACAGUUGCCAUCUCCUGCUGUUGCUGGUACAAGAAAAGGAGAUAACACUGAACAAAUGCCAUAUCAAUACAGUUUCUUGGAGCUAAUUAAAUGAAUGUCAAAGGACA